AAUUUGGCAACCGAUUAUGCCGCACGCAACAUCAGUGCACGCAAAUUAUUCUUACACCAUGUUAUAAGAAAAAAAUAUUAUAGAUAAAAAAAUAUUAAAAGAAAACAAAUUAUAAUAUAUUUUUAAGUGAAAAAAAAAUAUUGAUUAAUUUCUAAAGUGAUUUUUUAAUUAUAAGUGAAGUUAAAGAAAAAUAAAUCAAAAAGAUAUCCAAAAUGGCGAUAAUAGGACCAAAAGAGAAAGAAGUCAACGGCACGAUGAAGAGUGAUAAGAUGAUGUCGUUAGAUGACGCCAUGAUGCUUACAGGGUUUGGUGUGUACAACAUCUUCCACAUGCUGUUAGGAGGCAUCAUCCUAAUGGGCGUGAUCACGCAGAGCCUGGCGCUGGGCUACGUGCUGCCCGCGGCGCAGUGCGACCUCGGCCUGACUGCCUCGCUGCAGGGACUCCUGGCGGCCACGCCCUUCAUGGCUAUAAUCCUGACGUCGUACGUGUGGGGCUGGCUGGGUGACACGCGCGGCCGCCGACCUGUCAUGCUGUACACCAUGCUGGUGUCUGUCGUCUUCUCAGUCUUCACCAGCUUCGCGCCCGACACCGCUUCAUUCGCCGUGCUGCAAUUCCUUUCCGCUGUCUUUACCUCUGGCUCCACGGCAGUAGUGUACACUUACAUUGGAGAGUUCAACAACCUCCGACACAGAGACAAGAUGGUCACAUUCGGAUCAUCCUUCGUUGGAAUAGGAACCGUUGUUUUGCCAGGCAUAUCCUGGUUGAUCCUUCCUCUCGACUUCGCAACCUACAUCGGCUUCCUGGACAUCUACUAUCGACCCUGGCGUUUGUUAGUCGUCGCCUGCGCAUUGCCGUUCUUCUUCUCCUUCAUCUGCCUGUGCUUCAUGCCUGAAAGUCCAAAGUUCCUCUACACAGCCGGCAGAGUUGAUGAAGCUCUUGACGUCGUCAAGAAAAUCUAUUCUGUAAAUAAGCGGAUGCCUGCUGACAGUUUCCCGGUGACAGCUCUGACGUACGAGGGUCCAAUAAAGACAACGGAGGUCCAGAAGAGCUCAGCGUUCAUGACGGUUCUGAAGUCCAUGCGCGACCAGACCGUGCCUCUGUUCAGGAUGCCGCUGCUGCCAUGGACUAUACUGCUCUGCUUCGUGCAGUUUGGCUGCUUUGCUUCUACUAACGGAUUUUACGUUUGGUUCCCGACAAUAUUGAACUCUCUGUCGUCGCAUGAAGGAGGUGACACGAGGAUCUGUGAUGUCCUAGAAGCAGGCAGGGCUCCAGUUGAAAAUGGCACUGUGGUGGAAUGCAUAGACACGAUAAGCACAGAGACCUUCCUGCGGUCCAUCUACAUCGGCCUGGUCUUCUGCAGCAUGUACAUCAUUGUCGGCUUCCUGGUCGACUACAUUGGCAAGAAGACGAUCCUGGUCACCAUACUGACCGUCACCGGCGCCUGCGGUAUCGGCGCCCACCUGGUCACUAGUCAACAAAGCGGGGUCAUCCUGUUCGCGAUCUUCCAAAUGUGUGGAGCCUGUAUUGGACUUAUGAAUGCUGUUGCUGUGGAAUUGUUCCCGACUAAAUACAGGGCCAUGUCAGUAUGUCUGGGGAUGAUGAUGGGCCGCACCGGGUCCAUGGUGGGCUCCAACCUGAUCGGGUUCUUGCUGAACUCUAACUGCGGCGUCGCCUUCUAUCUCUUCGGAGGAAUUGUUACUGUGAACGGUCUGGUCUGCCUAACUCUACCGUCUAGGAAGAAAAUGAACAAGGAACCGACAACAGAGGAACCCACCCAAUGCCAAACCCACGAACCAGCAUGAACCAGUUUAAACCAGAUCGGUGGAACAAGCUUCGCUACAUUUCACCAGUCCUUCAACCAAAGAGGCUCUUAAGGGAAUUUCCCAUUACAAAAUACUCUGCAAUGAUUUGUCUAUGGCCAGAUGAUAAAAAUCAAUAUAGAAUUCCAAGAUAGAUGGCGCGGGUAUUGAAUAUUUCUCUCUCGCUUUAUUACUUAAAAAAAGAAUGAGAUAAUAAACUUAGAUGUCCAUUUGAAUAUUUAAAUUUAAUUAUCAUAAUACCAGUACAGAAAAGACCGGCCUAAUUUGAACUCUCGGUAUAGAGGGCGUGCCUUCGACACGGAUUCAAUUUACAGUGGACCAAAGCGUCCUACGGAAUGUCUAAGUCUACUUAAAUGUUGCCAAAUUAGUCAAAUUGCGGUUUUUGGUUCUUUUAUAUUUUUUUUUUAUUCUGCGUGAAUGUUUCUGGAUUCACAUUCGUACACAAAUACGAUCGAAUAUCGAAACGCGUUGGUAGAGUCAUAGAAGAUUGUUAAAAUCAUGGUAUACCUAAGAAGACCAGGUAUGCUCAAUCCUAUGACAAGCCGCCAUUGCUAGCCCUUUGAUGACGUAAGUGUUACCAUCCAAAUGAUAUCUCCAACAUUCCAAGGACGCGAAUUUUAUUAUUGAAAAUUAAGUUAAUUACUGACUAAUGUAUUUAAUCGCUAAUUUGUAACGUAUACACAAAAUAUUUAAACUGUACGUAAAUCUUUUACUAGGAGUACAAAAUUUCCUUGCAAAGUAAAUUAAAAACAUGAGGACGUGGGUAAUUUAUUUUUUACGAAAUGGCAACACAGGGUCGGAUGACGUCAGCUGGUUAACCUUGAAAAUGCUAGCUGUCAGUUUUGAGCAUACCUGCGGGCUUAGCACCGUAAGCGCGCGAGUUUUUCUCGCCUCGACAUACAUCACCCGUCACUCUCUCACAGUACUGCACAGAAAGAGACAGAUGAUCUCUGUCGCGGCGAGAAAGAGUCGCGUGCUUACGGUGCUAAGCUUGCUGCGGUCUUCUUAUACCAUGGUUAAAAUUAGUUUUUAUAUUGUUUUUCUUAGUAUAUAAGUAACUGUAAGUAGUAAAUAACUAUUAGAUCAAUUGUUAGGUAAUAAUAAUUACAUGGCAUCAUGCCUGUAUCCCAGAAGGGGUAGGCAGAGGUGUAUAGCGUAAUAUUAAAGGCCCAAUCCUCACCAGCUAUGUUUAGGUCCCACGAAAUAGGGGGUGACCCUAUUGCCAUCAACCGGGCACACAUCCUGGACACCACCUGAUAUCAUGAUCCAAAAAUCAAUUGAAACUCUUAGUUUAAUGCCCGAGUCGGUAGUCGAAUGGGGGUCCAUUCGUGAUUUUGUUAAGUAUGUUAAUGGACGAAUGAGUUGACAGCUAGGUAUUUUUUUUACAAUAAUAAAAAUGAUAUAUAAGAAA
Pectinophora gossypiella (pink bollworm) is the source of this 3231-nucleotide messenger RNA. RefSeq names its product synaptic vesicle glycoprotein 2B-like. Gene Ontology annotation, biological process: transmembrane transport. The transcript has 11 exons. NCBI's taxonomy places the organism in Eukaryota, Metazoa, Arthropoda, Insecta, Lepidoptera, Gelechiidae. The record is from RefSeq and is a predicted model, not a curated record. Gene Ontology annotation, molecular function: transmembrane transporter activity. Bases 213 to 1802 code for a protein of 529 amino acids.